Sceloporus undulatus (fence lizard) is the source of this 6275-nucleotide messenger RNA. RefSeq names its product extracellular matrix protein 1 (gene ECM1). The transcript is spliced from 7 exons. Gene Ontology annotation, biological process: regulation of bone mineralization; signal transduction. The coding region runs from base 3155 to 4627 and encodes 490 amino acids. Gene Ontology annotation, cellular component: extracellular region. NCBI's taxonomy places the organism in Eukaryota, Metazoa, Chordata, Lepidosauria, Squamata, Phrynosomatidae. The record is from RefSeq and is a predicted model, not a curated record.
AUCCCCAAUCUGCCAUGCAGGAACUCUCAAUCAAACUAUCCCCAUUGACAGAUGGCUGUCCAGCCUUUGUUUAAAGACCUCCAAGGAAGGAGAUUCCACUACACUCCGAGGCUUUAGGGUCUCCAGAAGUUGGAAUUACUAGUAGACACACAGCAACAACAACAACAACGAGGUUGGCUUUAGGAUCUCCAUAAAUUGGAAUUACUUGAAGAAACACAACAAUGGCCUUAGGGUCUCCACAAUUUAGAAAUGACUUGAAGACACAGAACAACAACAAACAAGGUUGGCCUUAGGGUCUCCAUAAGUUGGAAGCUACUUGAAUGCACACAACAACAACAAACACAACCAAGAAGAGCCAAGAUGGUAUAGUGAUUUAGAUUAGGAGGCCAGAGUUCGAAUCCACACUCAGACAUUGAAACCCACUGGGUGAUUCUGGGCAAGUCCCACUCUCUCAGCCUCAGAGGAUGGCCAUGGGAAACCCCUGCCAAGAAAACCCCAUGACAGGGUUGCCAUAAGUCAGGAGUGACUUGAAAAUUGAUAACAGCAACGAACUACAACCAAAAUCUGUAUCACGAGGUGGCCAUUUGUCCAUCCGUCCGUCCAUCCUUCGUCGUGACAACGCUGACCCAUUGCACCCAGGUCCAUGACUUCUUACCCGCAAAAGCCGCUGCCUGCAAGCAUGCUUCCGGCAUGCACACAACAGCACACUCCAUGAUGAAAUGGAUGGUGGGUUGGGAGAUGCUCGGGGUGAACAGGACGCAUGCAAGACGGUUGGGGAAGGUUACAACUCUUGCGGGUCGGACGGAAAGGAUGACGUUUCCAAAAAUAUAUGUGUGUGUCCAAGAUCCGCGACAGUGCAAAAUGUCAACUCGGCAGCACAACAAACAAUAUUGUGGUGUUGAUCGCACUGUUCAUUAACUGGACUUGUACAAAAGUUAACCAACAUGUGUUUGCAGUAUGCUCUGUGUUCUAAUCAUUCUCUUUCUGCAACUUAAGUCACUGGGUCCCAAACUUUGGUCCUCUGGCUGUUUUCAACUCCAGCUCCCCAAAGUCCCAAAUAUCUGGAGGACCAAAGUGUGUGCAUCACUCCCUGAAGCCUGCUUUGCUUUGCUUUGCUUUUGUGGGAUUUCCAUCCACUGAUUUUCACUGGCUUUUGCUUGUUUUUAAAAGCUGUGUUUGAGGACUAAUACCUUGCUGACGCUCUGCAAGGGUUUUUUUUAAAUGCAAAACAGGGCUUCCGUGAGCGUGUUUUUGCACUUGGGCCAGAGAAGAUCUUACAAAAAAUAUUAGGAAUUGCAGCCUCUGGGAAUUUCUUUUGACGCUUCAGAAUUGCCCUGUAAUAGUUUCCAAAGGCGUAUCCAGACGCAAAUCUGUUGCCGCAAGGAACACCAGAGUCCUGUGUUGCUUUAAAGACUAAAUACAGACCACGGCUCCUGCUGUUGAAAGUUAUGAAGCCAUACUCACAACUAUAGAGAGCCAGCAUGGUGUCACAGUUUGGGUGUUGGACUACGACUCUGCAGAUCAGGGUUCAAAUCCCAGUUCAGCCAUGGAGCCCACUGAGUUACUUUGGGCAAGAAGCCCCACUCUCUCAGCCUCAGAGGAAGGCAAUGGCAAACCUCCUCUGAACAAAUCUUGCCAAGAAAACCUCAGGAUAGGGUCCCCUUAGGGUCACCAUAAGUCGGAAACAAUGCAGAGAUGCAUACCUUUCAACAUUGAAUUAAAGAUCUAACAUCUUGUCUGAGAUUUAAAGAUACCAGCCAGAGUUCUCCUCUUUGUUUGUCUGAGCCGAAAUCUGAUCACGGCAACAAAGGAGAAGUAAUUCUCUACUAGAAAAGUAAGAUAACCACAAUAAUAUUUGCUUUCCUUCUUAACAUCAUUGUUUUCUGGAUCUUUCGGUUGUUAGAGGAAGUGAAGUUUACAGCAAAAAUAGAAUUCAAUGUUUCGUUGAAUUGCAAAAUCUUUGCGUCUCCUUUUCAUUCUGCCACCAAUGUGAGAUUUGUUUUUGGUCGCUUUAUUUCGCAUUUUUAAAAAACAGGAUUGCAGAGAAUCGAGCGGUUAUCUAAAUCUUUUUAACUUUUUCUGUGCGUUUCGAACCAGAAUUUGGGAGGGUUCCCUUUUUGUUUUUCGGAUGACGACUCCCAGCAUCCUCCAUCCAUCCAUUUGUUCAAAAAGCCACUUCUGUUAGCCUUCUUUAAAACAUUUGAAACCUUUCAAACCUAUCAAAUCGUUGUACUUUGGGUUCAAAACAUGUUUUUUGGAGCGGCGGGAGCAAUUCUGUAUACAUUGUUUUGCCUUAAAGUCAUCUCCGGUUUGUGGCGACUCUUUAAUGGGUCUCAUAAUGCAUAAAUAGUUCAUCAUUCAUAAUAGUUCAUAGUUCAUGGACUGCCCUAAUGGUUGACUUAAGAUGCCUUGCUUCUGUUAUGGUGGUUUUAAAUGAUUUUAAUUGUAUUUUACAAUGUUGGUUGUAUUGUAAUUAGGUGGAUUUGUUUCAAGGAAGGGGAGAUGAUAGGAUUUACUUUAUUGUGUUCUAUGUUUUUAUUGAUGGAAGCCGCCUCAAUCUUAUUGAAGAGGUAGAAUAGAAAUACAUUUUAUUACUGUUAUUAUUAUUCAUGAUACCAUAGAAAGAUGAGCCGUUGCAAGAAAAGAGGAAAAGCAGUUAAUAUAACCAAAUGCAGACCGAUUACAAGAAUAAAUUGUUUGCCUUCCAUCCGGUUGGAACAAGAUCGAGUUCUUUGCCUGUGAUUUCAUAAGAAGCGGCAUUCUUUACUCGUUUUUUUCCCCAUCUGUUUUUCCUUCCAUUUGUUCCUGACAGCUCUCUAAACCAAUCGCUCUGUGUACUUCUCGAGAAGAGAAUAAUGACUCUGCGUUUUGUUUCUCCUUCUCCUUCAUCUUGUGGUUUUGAGGUGGUGCGGUGUGUGUGUGUCCCUUUUUGCUCAUGCUCAAGGUGUGGCGUCCCACGUCAGACGGACCGUGACUCAUUUUUAGCCGCCAAAGUCUGAGUGGCAGAGAGCGCCUGAGACCGUCUUAUAAAAGAGCUGGAAGCAGACGGCUUCGGCAGACAGAGAGGGAGGCAGACGGAGGACAAAGCCCCUGAGGAAGAAAGGAAAAGUUGUCCCUCGAAUCCCAGCCGGCGCAGCAACCUCUCCGUCUCCAAAUGGCUCAGAAGAUGAUGCUCCUGGGUCUCCUCCUGGCUUUGUGGCUAGCCCUGGCCAAGGCGGCCACCCUGGCUCCCAAAGGAGAUGAGGCUGAGAAGCCACCUCUUCAACCCUUCGACGACGACGUCCUCCAACAGCAAAUCGCUCCGGAUGAGAUCCCACUGGAGUUUCUCUUCCAGAAAGAAAUCGACUUGGGAGAAGGUCUUGACCUCCCCGUCCUGAUCCAUGGGGAGCCCCAGGUCAGUCUGUCGGGCCCGAUUGGCCCCAGGGCAAGGCGGCCUAGUGGGUGCUUCAACGGUCUGCUCUGCACCCGGGCAGCCCCCCUCUACAGACUGGACGAAUUCCCCCCUGCCCGCCCCACGACCAGAAACAUCGGCAACAUCUGCAACCAAGGGCGGAAGAAGCUCUCUUACGGGCCGUGGAACUUGCCCCAGACCAGCUACAGCCAUCUUUCCCGCCAAGGAGAUGCCCUCAACAACCUGGAAGCUGGGGUUUCCGAGUGCUGUCAGCUGGAGGACGAUGAGGAGAAACUACCCUGCUGUGCCGCAGUGUGGUCAGAUGUCUUGGAGAAGUUCUGCGACACUGAAUUCUCUAUAAAGACGAGGCCGUACCACUGUUGCAAGAUGAGGGGUCUCCAUCGGGAGCGCUGCUUCGUCAAAGAGGCCACUUUCCUGGAUUACGACUUCAAGAACCAGACCUUUCCAGAGGAGGAGCCGUACCAGAUUCCCUCCGGCUACAAGGAGGAGAAGAACCUGAAGAUCUCCUUCCCUCCCGGACAGCCCACCAAGGAAAACAUGAAGAACAUUUGCCAGCUGCGCAAAUUCCGGAAUUCCGUCUUGGCGGCAACCAGCCUCCCACUGUCACAUUUUGGAUGGUUCGUGCGCCAAGCCAAGGCCCUGAAUCGCGUGGAGAAGGAGUUCAAGAAGUGUUGCCGGAAGGAGGAUAUUGGGUGCGCCCGCAAAGGGUGGGAAAAAGCCCUCACUCAGUACUGCAGGCAGGAGUUCUCGGUGAAGACCAGGCCCCACAUGUGCUGCAAAGAGGGUGAAAUGGACGCCCGAUUCAACUGCUUUAACAACCUGGCCCCGUACCCGGCCUACGACAAGGAGAUCAAGUCGGUCAGCCUGGCGGACAUCACUUCGCCCCUCCUGGACUCGCUCUGCGGCCAGUUCACGCUUCUGAGCAAGGGGAGACAGAUCCCUGCUCUCAUCCAGAACAUCACAGAACCCUGUUGCCAACUGCAAGGCAGCGAGAGAAUUGACUGUGCCAAGGAAGAGAAAACCCAGUUUAUCGCCAAUCUUUGCGGCACUCAGAGAAAGAGCUGGAAAGACCCCGAAAGCUGUUGCGCCAAAGAGGAAAAUGAAGUUCGUGAAAGCUGCUUCAACUCCAACUACCUGAGCAAUGUGGCUCUGGCCAGCGUUGAACAAGCUACCGCCAUGCCGACAGAGCCCGCCGUAACAGUCCAGCCAGAAUAAUUGCCGCUAAAAAGCUAAAACCCACCUCGUUCUUCCCACCUCCUGGCCUGUCUUUCCAUUUCCAGAGAGCUCCCUUUCCCUAUAUAGGGAAUGCGUUAGGUCCCUUCUCGGCCCAAGACCUCCCUGACUUCUAGAAGGGGCAUUAAGCUCUCUGCAUUGCCACUCAAAGAGGACCUUGAAAAAAUAAAUCCUUUCAUUGCCCUUUAUCUUCGUCAAUAGUAGCUGCAGAUAAGGCAUGUCUGAGAUUAGCUGUAGAACAGUUAGAAUUAGUUAGAUCAGUUCGAAUCAGAACAGUUUAGAUCAGUUAAAAUAGUCAGGACAUUUGGAAUUAGUUAGAACAAGGGUUGUCCAAAACCUGAGACAAGGUUCUAGACCCACCCCAUUUGAGGCCACCAGAAGUGAAAGUGCGUCCAUUACUGUCACCUUUUGGGUUUUUCUGGGAUGGAGGUGUUCUUGGUUGUUUUAGGAUCGGGAGAUCCUCAAAAUAACAUUGCACCACCCUGCAAAAUUGUUCGGGACGAUUUUGUGGGGUUUAUUCAACCUCCGGGUGAGGAAAAAUGCAGGGCCCAGGGCCAUGCCCUACAUGCCCCACAAGGCCCAGCCCUGUUCUAACACUUCAUUCCUUUCCGCUGUCGGAAAGGAAGCGCUCUGGUUUUGCUUCCACACGGAAAUAUUUUUAGGAUGGAUGGAAAGAAGCAAAGGAGGAGGAGAUAGUUUUUUUUUCUCUUGCCAUUAGAUAUCUCUCCCAGUUGCAACACUUUUGCAAACUGGGAGGAUUCAUUGCCUUCCCUCCAAACUGGGAUGCCUCCUGAUCUCCGCAAGAUCUUUAGGAGCAUGUGUUCCCUUGUGCUCUGCACCAUGCCUUCCAACAUUUCACGGAUGAAAACAAGGACAUGUGCAUCCAGUGUGAUCCAGGUGGCUAAAGUUGUUAAUGAACAAGAAUAGAGGAGUGAGGAGAAGGUGCAGCAGUUUGUUUUUGCUUGAGCCUCCUGGGAAGGGAGAGACUCUGAUCCUCCCAUCUCUGAAUGGAAAGGAAACUGCUUUUGCAUUUUGAACUCAGUUUGCAGCACAUUAAGUAAGCUGAAGAUGAAAGGGGAAGAAGUAAGAGGAACUGGGACAUUUUAUAAGCGGCUGAAAAAGUGGGAAGGCAGAAGAUUAGUCCGGAAUAUCUCCACCAAAUUGGGACAGUGUGCUUUAUUCUGUAUUCCACUGUCCAAAGAGGAGUGUCUCCAUUUGGAUCUGUGUUGAAGCAAAACACAGAAGGCUGCUCUCCAAAUGGGUAUCAAUGCCUUGCUUUUGAAGGAGCGAUCGGAGGAAGAAACCCAAGACCUGAAGGAAAGGAAGAAUAUUUGUUUCUUCUGAGCAUCUUUUCUGCUGAGCUUAGUGGAGAUGCCUGCAAACACCUCAAAAUGAAAGAAGGGGUGCGGAGGAGGAAGUUAUUAACUUGCCCAAAUGUUGUACGUGGCGACGCUUGGCAGGAGAAAGCUCUGUUGGGAGGCAUUUUGUUCUGCCAUUUGUCUUUCUCUUGCAUUUUGACCUCCAUUGUACAUUCCGCAUUGAUGCUGCGGUUCUCCAAAGUGCGCUUAGUCAAAAUCUUUGUCGGAAGCAAAACGCUUUCUAACAAUAAACCACUUUUGAGGAAAACUAA